This is a messenger RNA of Aspergillus fischeri NRRL 181, 1350 nucleotides long. RefSeq lists its product as uncharacterized. The coding region runs from base 1 to 1350 and encodes 449 amino acids. The record is from RefSeq and is a predicted model, not a curated record. The transcript has a single exon. NCBI's taxonomy places the organism in Eukaryota, Fungi, Ascomycota, Eurotiomycetes, Eurotiales, Aspergillaceae.
AUGGCAGAUGCUUCUCUAGAAACACUUCCAGUUGAGCUCCUGAAUCAGAUCAGCAGUUAUUUAUCCUCCCUGCGCUGCGGAAAAUAUCCCUACAGCGUAAGCCAGAAGCACCUCUCCAGACUCAGUCGCACAUGUCGGCGGCUCCGUGAUGUCUGCCAACCGCUUCUAUUCGAGUACUAUUACCAUUCCUCCAAGUCCCUGACACCUCUUCUCUCAUUCCUCCGGACACUGGAUGCGCGCCCUGAUCUCGCAAAAUGCGUGACUAGUCUGGACUUCCAUGGGCAAGGCCAAGCGGAUACCCUCAGCGACGGAGAUCGACAGCUGGUGGAGAGCUGCAUCGCCAAGUUUGGUCUGCCCCCGUUGCCAGCCGACUGGCAAGACUGUCUGGGCGUGGAAAGACGCCUGCUCGCGGCUGAACUUGUGGUCGCGUCGUGUCCGAAUAUCGAGGUCCUCAAGCUGCCCAUGAACCCAGAAUGGAUGGUGAGCGUGCUCGACUCGCUGCCGAAGGACUUUGUCUUUGCGAAGUUGAGGAAGCUAGAUGUUUGGCUUUACUAUAUCAGCGGCGACCACUAUGGUAUCGGGUACCAGAAGAUUAGCGGGCUGUUGCAUGCGUCACCGAACCUGGAGCAUCUGUCUCUUCCCUCCAUUGAGACGUUUUAUCCCGGCGAGGCGGGAGUACCUAUCCUGGAGAAGGUGGGGCAACUCGAUCUCGGUGAGGGUGCGCCGUCGCCGUAUUUCCUCAAGUGUGCUUUAGAGGCGUGUCCGAAUCUCCAAAGGUUCGAGCUGCAUUGGAUUGAUUCGGACGGAUACGACCAAGACUCCGAAGAGUGGUCGCCUCUGGAUGGAUGGCGCGCCUUGCAACGCGUUCAAAGCUCUGUCCGCGAGAUCAUAUUCGAGACUAUCAUUGAGUUCCGGGACGAUGACAACCUUGAAGAUGGCGUUUCGACGCUGUGCGACUUUCCGCACUUGGAGAUCCUCAAAGUCAAUGGCAUCGCUCUGCAAGCUCUGUAUAAAGUCUGGACGCAUCAUAGCCGCCACGGAACUGUGGAGCAAUUCGUAUACCAGGUGUUUCCGUCUACGAUUAAGGAGCUUACUAUCUGGGAUCCCGAUGCGUCUUUAAUCGAGGCUGUCCGCUUUCUCGCUCGAGAGGCUGUUCGCGAGCAGUAUCCCCAUCUAGCGAGGAUAACGAUUUCUCGGUCCGGGCAUCUGUCGGGACACAGGUUUGAUGUGGCGCAAUGGGCCAGACGAGAAGCCACUGUCAGGCGCGAGUUUGAGCGUUCAAGCAUAGAGUUGUGCAUGGACCUGCCGUCAGUCCCAGAUUACCCAGAUUUCCCCUAUGUUUUUAGAUAG